Molecule: messenger RNA, 988 nt
Organism: Dichomitus squalens LYAD-421 SS1
Lineage: Eukaryota; Fungi; Basidiomycota; Agaricomycetes; Polyporales; Polyporaceae
Exons: 2
Coding region: 8-919 (303 amino acids)
Source: RefSeq, a predicted model, not a curated record
AUUCGACAUGGGAGAUAGGCGGGCGAAACUGAAAGACAUCGCCCAAGGCACGCUAAGCGCGAUUGAGAAAGGAUCAUAUAACCUCCACGACACGACGUACGACCUGCGCAUCUCAACAGAACUCUCGAAACGCAACACCUCAUAUUAUGCCCCCGACUCCGUCCUCUUGUCUUGGGCAUCCGGCGCCCCCCACGUACCUGCGGACAACCCCAACGUCGUCCUCCUCGCCGCUUCUACACUCGAAGGGGCACGCUUCCUCCAUGCCCUCCUGCGCACCGCAGAGACCCCAGACCGGACAAACGCCCCCAAAGUCGGCGUGCUGAACUUUGCCUCGGCGAAGAAGCCCGGAGGCGGCUUCCUCACUGGCGCGCAGGCACAAGAGGAGUCGAUCGCACGCUCAUCCACGCUCUACCCCACACUCAUGACCCGUACCGCGCAGGCGUUCUACACGCUGCACAACCGCGACGCUAAGGGAGGAUACUACACGCACGCCAUGGUCUACUCUCCGGGCGUCACCGUCGUUCGCGACGACGACGGGGAGUGGGUCAAGCCGUAUCAGAUCGAUGUCCUGACAAGCCCAGCUGUGAACGCGGGGGUUGUGCGGAAGACCCUCUUCGGGCGCGUCGCGGGUCCAGGUGUGGAGGACAAGAUCGAGCAAGUGAUGAAGGAUCGGAUGGCCCGAAUCCUAUAUCUCUUCGAGCAGCAGCGGAUACAGCAUGUCGUCCUGGGCAGCUUUGGCACGGGCGUGUUCCAGAACAAGGUGGAGACGGUGGCCAGGAUAUGGGCGGACCUGCUGCUGAAGGACGGUGCACGGUUCAAAAACUCGUUCGAGAAUGUCGUCUUUGCGAUCAUAGGCGGGAGGGGCACGCAUGGGGUGUUUCAGGAUGCAUUUCAAGGGUAUGGAGUCAAGGAGUCAUGAAUGGAAUGCGCGCUGCCCAGUCUGUUGUAUAGAUAGAGGUUCGGAUACGAUACGCGCCUUUGCGUACUU